GCGCCUCUGUUGCUCAGUCUAUUCAACGCUUUCUGCUAGACACAGUCAAUCUGGGAAUAUUUUCAAUUCUGAAUACAGCAAGCGUCCGUAGAUUACAAACGUCACCAUAUUUCACUUAACACAUACAUACAUUUAUAUCUACUAUAUCUGCUGAAGAGAUGGCGAAUUCUGUACCAAACGAACCUCCACCUCCUUACUCUGCCACGCCUCCGCCUAUAGGAUUCCAGUCCCCAGAUCCUCCUCCAACGGUAAGGGUCGAAGUCCAACAGGAGGGAGGAUAUCCUACAGGUCAGCAGCAGUAUCCUGCUGCGUAUCCUUACGCCCCUGGUAAACCCGUGCCCCCUGGGUCAACGCCUGUGGUAAUGACGCAGCCACAGGUCGUCAAUCAUGCUGUUGUGAUACUCCCACCGGGCACCUGUCCUAGUUGUAGGGCCGGGAUCCUUCAAAGCGAAUAUUCCAUGUGCGGGAUCUGCUUGGCCAUCCUCUGCUUUCCCAUCGGCGUCCUAUGCUGCGUCCUUAUGAUGGAAAGGAGGUGCUCCAACUGCCACAUGUCUUUCGACUCCAUCUGAUUCCUGACGGCGCAUGCGUCGGAGGAGUCUUCGUCUUCAACUGCGCCUGUUAUUAUUAGUUUAAGUCAGUCUUCGUCCUACCAUAAGAUUAAGAAUGUAUCUCUCUCUCUCUCUCUCUCUCUCUCUCUCUCUCUCUCUCUCAAGCGUGUCACUCUUGUAUACACUCUGAAGAGUAAUUUUACGCCAGAAAUCUGGGGAGGUUUUAUACAUACAUGCAUACAUAAAUAGCUCUAUACCUUUCACAUUUUGAUAAUUUUCUUGCUGUAGAUGAAACUCCUAUAUACCUUGAUGAUAUUGCAAACUGGAAUUGUGGAUUCGUAAUACCUCGUACCGAUUUAUAGUUGUCUCCUUGGGACUUUUUAUCUUUGACAAUUUAGUAUUUAUGUGAGUCUAAUUAUUUAUUCAUGACCCUGACUUUUCUAAUAGUCUAGCAAGAAACCAGCACAUUAACAAUCGAAAUAAUAGUAUAUUGAUAACAGGCAUCUACAUAAAAACUAAUAUCUUGGACGCGAAGAUAGUCUGCGAGAAAAAAAACCAUAGUUUCUCUAGACGCAACAUCGACAACUCACGCCAGUGUUUUUCCCUAUAGGACAUUAUCUAUCUACAAAAAAGAAAAACAUGUAUGUCAUCAACAAUUAUAAACAUUUAUCACUAUUCACUAAGUUAUUGAUUUAUGUAAUUAUGAAUAUAUAUGUAUAUAUACAUACUUCAGUAUUAUAGUCAGAAAUGCUGACCAAAUAUUAGUCAUUUGUUACUGCAUCUCAAUAAAAGUUAAGAUCCCC
Molecule: messenger RNA, 1351 nt
Organism: Macrobrachium nipponense
Lineage: Eukaryota; Metazoa; Arthropoda; Malacostraca; Decapoda; Palaemonidae
Product: membrane protein BRI3-like
Exons: 3
Coding region: 159-569 (136 amino acids)
Source: RefSeq, a predicted model, not a curated record